Molecule: messenger RNA, 1348 nt
Organism: Cuscuta europaea
Lineage: Eukaryota; Viridiplantae; Streptophyta; Magnoliopsida; Solanales; Convolvulaceae
Source: the annotation of a GenBank genome assembly
GGCAAAACAGGUAAGCAAUGAAUUCUUGAGAUAAUAAUUGUGUCCAGCGCCUUAACUCCAUGUUGAGCAUUCCAAACGUCACUAGUCCUACUACUGACGGGUCAAUUUUUUCUAAAAGAGUCCUCCGUCGCCCAGGGCGGCGAUAACAGCAGUGUGAAAUCAUGUGGUUUGAGCUGAUCAUCGGGAUCAUCAUUUUCCAAUUGCUGAAGCGAUUCUUCUCCGACGGCGAGGAUCUUGACGUCGGGACGUACCAAGAUAACGCUCUUUUCUCAGUUGCGAAACGGCUGGAAAAGCUGUACGGUGGUAAGGCCUAUAUUGGACUUCGGAUUCCAGACGCCGAUUCCAAGUCUCAUAAGAGUAUUGAUCUUGUUCUCGUCACUCCACGAGAAGUUGUAGUAGUCUCCGUGAAGAAUAUCUCUGGACUUGUAUCCAUCGAUAAGGAUAAGAAUUGGGUUUGCACAGGUGUAGAUAAUCACAAGGAUGAGCUCUUUCUGGAUCCUGUUGCAGAAGCAAAACAACUAGUUCCCAUCUUAGAAUCAUAUCUCGAGCAAAGGGGACUUUCUCUACCAGAAGGAGGGGUGUCUUGCAUGGUGAUAUGUUCAAACCCCAAUUUUCGAACCAUACACGGUGACUCUUUUCCUCCUGAGGCGUUAACUUAUGACCAAUGGAUACAGCUAAAGCCUGGAAAAAAUAGCAUGUUUUCUGGUUUGAUCAAAGGAGUAUUUCAAGGAAAGAAAAAGGAAGCACAUGAUUCAAUACACGAGAAGCUAAAUUCCAUCCUCAACACAACUCCAAUGUGGGAUAGGUUAGAACUUAAAAGUAACAAAUCUGUCCUGGGAGAGUUUGUUGAAUUCAAGGGAGAUAAGGAUGACGUCUGGGAGUUGAGAAAUAUCAAGAAUUCAAAAGUUUGUCAGGUGACGAUCCAAAAGACUAGCAUGUUUGGUUUAGCUCAUUCUAAACUCCAAGUUCUUUAUUGUCAUCGAGAUUAUCAUGGGCAAGAGGGUUCAGAUUCCGAGUGGAAUGAAGUUUGUGUUCGAUCUAGCACAGAAGUUGUCUUUCAACCAAAGGAUUCCAGUAAAGUGCGCAAAUAUAAACUAUCUUCAAUCAUUUCCAUGUCACUGCUGAGUCCCUGAAGAAUUUUUUUUCCGUGAUACGAAUGCUUGGUGUAACCUUGACCAUGUAUAACUUGUGUCACCUUGUAGCUAAAUUUGUUUUGGUAAAUGCACUGAUGCAGAAGGUCAAGGCAACUAUGCAAAUUGCAAUGACUUGUAUUGUAUGAAAGAUAUAUUCUAUAUUAUGGGUGGGCAUGUACUGGGUUACCUAUAUAUUUUUAAGAGCUACUGGUUCC